This is a messenger RNA of Thalassophryne amazonica, 3338 nucleotides long. It is a transcript of the gene snx33, whose product is annotated as sorting nexin 33. Gene Ontology annotation, molecular function: protein binding; phosphatidylinositol binding. The coding region runs from base 634 to 2322 and encodes 562 amino acids. The record is from RefSeq and is a predicted model, not a curated record. The transcript has 2 exons. Gene Ontology annotation, cellular component: cytoplasmic vesicle; plasma membrane. NCBI's taxonomy places the organism in Eukaryota, Metazoa, Chordata, Actinopteri, Batrachoidiformes, Batrachoididae. Gene Ontology annotation, biological process: endocytosis; cleavage furrow formation; protein transport.
AAAGAAAGAAAGGAAACACACAAGGCGAACUUGUCAUUUGUCCGGAGCUAACGUCAUGGAAAAAGGAGCUUUGCAUUGCAGCGAGUGAUAAUGAAACUCAGGAGCACCGGAGCGUGUUGAUAACGUCACAAAGAAAGAGUUUUUGGGCGGGUUUUCGGUUUGUUUUCGGCCGGACGUGAGGAUGAACCUGUUUACUUGGGAAACGCAGCAGUUUUGAGUGUGCGGGAAUGUGGAGGAGCCUCGGCUUUUCUCCACGCCGCGCCGCUUUGUGUUGGAAAUACUUUCACCAAAGUUCGUCUCUCGGCUCCGUGAUGUGAACCGAGUGUCCCGCGAGCGGUUCUACGGUUCGGUUCCGGACGAGCGCACAGACCGUCGGUGCCUUCGCACAGGUUGUUAGAUACUCUUCCACGGGAAUUAAUGUUUUAUAACUCCUCUGCAGCCCACUUUUAAGAACUUUACUUCCAAAUUUGACAUAUCAUGAUCAAACAGGCUGCUGAGGGUAGUUUGACUAAUGGAGGUGUUCUAGGACUCUUUUGGUGGACCUCUGUUGUGUUUGUCAUUUGCUGCUGCACACCUGAUCCAACAGCUGUUAUGUAAAAAGUUUUGUAGUUGAAGAUCCACUGGAGUAUCAAGAUGUCAGUGAAGGCCAAAGCGAUCUACACUUUCCAGAGCGAAAACAAAGAGGAGAUCAGCAUCCAGGAGAACGAGGAGCUGGUUAUCUUUGACGAGAACUCUGUGGAUGGUUGGUUUCAGGGGGAGAACAGCCGAGGGGAGAGGGGUCUGUUCCCUGCGUCCUAUGUGGAAAUUAUUCGCCCUCGAACCAACUCCAACUUGACUGAUUGCUCCAUAAGCCCAGCAGGUUCUCUGGGAAAUGACUUCUCCUAUUUUCCCUCCACCCCAAACACCACAUUUCACAUGCAGCAGAGUUAUGAUGACGAUGAUGAUGAUGACGACUGGGAUGACUGGGAUGACAGAUCCACAGUGGUGGAGGAUGUGGAUCCCAGUAAGAGCCCUGGCGCCAAUGGACAUGCACAUCAGAGUCCACUGUCCAACAACCCCAAUGUGCACUAUCGCACCAAACCUUACAUGGAGAGACAAGACAGUAUCUCCAGCUCAAGGAAAGGAAGUAUGGUGGGCAGGAACUUGAACCGAUUCUCCAGCUUUGUCCGCUCAGGGGUAGAAGCGUUUGUGCUGGGUGAUGUAGCCAUGAUGGCUAAGAUAGCUGAAUCAUACACUAUUGAGAUGAGUCCUUUGGGGCCAAGAUGGAAGGAGAAUCCACAUCCUUUCUCUUGCUCCAUUGAAGAUCCAACAAAACAGACAAAGUUUAAAGGCAUCAAAACGUACAUUUCGUACCGGGUCACGCCAAGCCACACAGGCCGUCCUGUUUACAGGCGCUACAAACACUUUGACUGGCUAUACAACCGGUUACUGCAUAAGUUCACUGUGAUCUCUGUGCCUCACCUUCCUGAGAAACAGGCCACUGGGCGAUUUGAGGAAGACUUCAUCGAGAAGCGUAAGAGACGAUUGAUACUGUGGAUGAACCAUAUGACUACUCACCCAGUUCUCUCACAAUAUGAAGGCUUUGAGCACUUUCUCAUGUGUGCUGAUGACAAGCAAUGGAAACUGGGCAAGAGACGGGCAGAGAAGGAUGAGAUGGUGGGUGCCCAUUUCAUGCUAACCCUCCAGAUUCCCAAUGAGCACCAAGACCUUCAGGAUGUAGAAGAGCGAGUUGAUUCCUUCAAGACAUUUGCAAAGAAAAUGGAUGAUAGUGUCAUGCAGCUCACACAUGUUACCUCGGAGCUGGUGCGCAAGCACCUUGGUGGAUUCAGAAAGGAGUUCCAACGGCUAGGGAAUGCCUUUCAGUCUAUCAGUCAGGCAUUCAUGCUGGACCCUCCCCAUUCCUCAGAGGCUCUCAAUCAUGCCAUCUCUCAUACUGGCCGAACGUAUGAGAACAUUGGAGAGAUGUUUGCAGAGCAACCUAAAUAUGACCUCUUCCAUAUGCUGGACAAACUCUCGCUCUACCAGGGCCUGCUCGCCAACUUCCCAGACAUUAUUCAUCUUCAAAAAGGUGCCUUUGCUAAGGUGAAGGAGAGCCAGCGGAUGACUGAUGAAGGAAAGAUGGACCAGAGCGAGGCCGACGGCAUUCGGAAACGCUGCCGGACGGUGGGCUUUGCCCUUCAGGCAGAGAUGAGCCACUUCCAUCAGCAGCGAGAGGUGGACUUCAAAGACAUGAUGCAGGCCUACCUCAGGGAGCAGAUAGCCUUUUACCAGCGCGUUGUCCAGCAACUGGAGCGCACGCUGCGCAUGUAUGAAACUCUGUAGAUGCAUCAGAUCACUGCUUGGACCAAGAUGCCAAAAAAAAAAAAGAACAAGGACAAAGAACGUAUAGUGACAUUCUGACUCUUACUGUGGCAUUUUAAAUGGUCACCUUGAGUAUGAACAUGAAAGGACAAACAAAGGAAGCAUAUCAUGACUUGGAUGACACGUGAAGCGGGUGACAUUAUCGUUCACAUCGUCUUUUAGACCUACUGUACCUUUUAUUUCAGAAAAGCACGUCACUUGCGUAGGUACAAAUUACAUAGUUAGGGCAAUUAAUUUAAGUUGCUUGAAACAUUCAAGUAAAAAUAUAGUUUUCUGUAGUUGGAAGUCAUUGGACAAAAAAGGUUUUAUUAUGAAAUUGUCCCCUUCAUUCAAACAUCAUGCACUUUGGCAUGUUCAUUUGUAGAAAGUAAAGUGAUAAUUUCAUUCCCGAUGUCCUGUUAACAUUCCAGAUAUUUUAUCAUUUAGUGGCCAUUAAUGUUCAGUUUUGUGUUUUGUCUGAAUGUUAAAUGAUUGUCCAAACAAAUGCACCAUGUAGAAACAGGGGAGAUUCACCCUGCGUCGGCUCUCGAUGCCUCUGCUCGCUCAGGUGUUUUUUGCUUCAUUCUGCUUCCCUUUACAUCACAUUCCUUUGGUUAGCGAGCAAUGCUAGCUCGUGUAAACGUUGCACCAUUUGAAGGUUUGACUGAUACCAUGUAAUUCAGUUAGGUUGCCUCAUUUUAUUUCUUAUUUCUGUGCAGGAAAUGCCUCUUAGGGGCAGAGAUUUUGGGAUGAUGGGAUGUUGUUUUUUUUAAAGUGGACAAUUUGUCUGUAAUGUGAGUUUCAGAAGACAGAUCUUUGAUGGAAUAACUUGUUGAGACAGGUUUGCACGUUAUAUAUACGUGUGUGUGUGUGUGGGUGAGUCAAAUGAGUCAACUACUGUAUGAUUCCCUUCUCUAAGACAUUUAUAUGUAGCAAUACUGUGUGUUUGUUGUCGUAGAUUAUUCAGGAGAUAUAAAAAAUAAAAAUCCAUUCUGUAA